Molecule: messenger RNA, 2181 nt
Organism: Glossina fuscipes
Lineage: Eukaryota; Metazoa; Arthropoda; Insecta; Diptera; Glossinidae
Gene: nac
Product: GDP-fucose transporter 1
Exons: 5
Coding region: 82-1125 (347 amino acids)
Biological process (GO): GDP-fucose import into Golgi lumen; protein O-linked glycosylation via fucose
Cellular component (GO): Golgi apparatus
Molecular function (GO): antiporter activity
Source: RefSeq, a predicted model, not a curated record
AGUGUAAACAAAUUAAUGAUAAUUGCCUGCACACAUAAACUUAUUAUGCGAAUAGAUAAAUAACUCGGCAUUUCAUUAAUUAUGUAUCAGAAAUUGGAUGAAUCAAAGUCUACGUCUCUCUUGGGCAAAUAUAUUAAGGUGUUCCUAGUGGUAACCUUAUAUUGGAUUAUUUCAAUUCUAACAGUGUUUGUUAAUAAGCAUCUACUUAGCAGUGAUACCGUAAGCUUAGAAGCUCCACUUUUUGUGACAUGGUUUCAAUGUGUUGUUAGCGCUGUCAUUUGCUUUAUUGCCAGUCUUUUGGGAAGACAUUUUCCUUCCUUGGUUAAUUUUCCUGAAGGUAAUCCAUUAGAUACAAGCACUUUUCGCAAGAUGAUGCCUUUAUCGGUGUUGUUUAUCUUAACAGUAGGUGCGAACAAUUUAUGUUUAAAAUAUGUUGGUGUGGCUUUCUACUAUGUUGGCCGUUCUUUAACCACCGUUUUCAAUAUGGUAUUUACUUACGUUUUAUUGCGGCAAAAGACAAGUACACCAAGCAUUUUAUGUUGUUUGCUAAUAGUGGCUGGCUUUAUGUUGGGAGUUAAUCAAGAGAGUCAAACUCUUACAUUUUCUUUACAAGGAACAAUUUUUGGUAUCCUAGGAUCAUUGGCUUUGGCCUUAUAUUCGAUACAAACUAAAAAAAGUCUCCAAUAUGUUAAUCAGGAGGUGUGGCUUUUAAGUUACUAUAACAAUUUGUAUUCAUCACUAUUAUUUCUACCCUUAAUUAUACUUAAUGGUGAACUGGAAGCAAUUAUAACGUAUAAGUCAUUAUAUGAAUUUUGGUUCAUAUUCAUAAUGCUGGCAGGUGGUUUAUGUGGUUUUGCAAUUGGCUUUGUAACUACUUUACAGAUAAAGGUCACGUCACCUUUAACGCACACUAUUUCAGGUACAGCUAAAGCUUGUGCACAAACGGUGCUAGCAACGCAUUGGUAUCAAGACAAAAAGUCAUUUCUUUGGUGGACUUCCAAUGCAAUUGUACUGUUGGCAAGUGCAGCUUACACCAAAGUUAAGCAGCUAGAAAUGCAACGCCAACAUCGUUCUUCAGCGGCAUUUUCACCAUUAGAUAAGAGGGUGAUUCAGGCAAAACGAUAAAAAGUAUUAAUGAAAGGCAACGGAGAACUCCGCAUAGAUAAAAUCCCGAAACGAAAAUUCCGAAUACAACUGCCAUUUGAAAAAUGUUUACUGAAACAGGCGACAUACAUAUUAAGCAUAAAAUAUUGCGAUUGGACCUAUAGGUAAAUAAUAUGCAACCAAAACUUAGGUCGUUUCUUAUGAUUUGCCCACCACCUUCCAUAUAUUUGAGAUCAAUUUCCAAAAUACUAUUUGGUCCUGACAUUCCUUGUGUUGUUGUCUAUCCAUUUCAAAUUAAGCUCAGUAAGAAGAGGCAAUGCUCGCAAUAUUGGCCGUACUAACCCAUUCACCGGUACAAUUUUGUGGUAGCGUGCAACAAGAUUUUACGUAUUCUGCUUUAACGGGCGUAAGAUUUAAACGUUUCGGCGAGUUUUUCGACAUCUUCAGAGUGUUACAUUCAGCGGUUAUAGACACACCCAUAUAUAAAUCAUCUAUUCAAGUUUUAAGGAAACACCGAUAUUUCUCAUUUUUCUGCAACUCCUUCGUCUUAGUCCCAGCAAAGUAGAGGUUUUGAUCCACAAACCAAUCACUUAAGCAAUUAUACCCUUCUCGAAGUUCACAGUUUGGAAAACUCCUUUUGAAAAAUUAUGUACAUUUUUGUUUCAUAAUUGGAAAGAAGUAUAACUUUCUCUCGAUUCUACUACCGUCUUCGAAUUACCAUUCUCAAGUAAAGUGGCAAGCCGUACCAUCAUAACACUAUAACCACAAUGUCUUCAACACACCUAAAUCGUCCACGUUUGACGACCCUUGUCGGGAUAAUAUGUGAAGCAGAUGAGAAAAUUAAGGUUGCGAGGUCUGACUAAUUAUUUAUACAAAAAGAAAAGGUUAAAAAAUAUUUAUUUUUUUUCGUAAUGAUCGGGAAAGUUUAAUUGCUUGUGAGUACAUUACGAGUAAACAUCACACAUUGGAAUAACACCCCAUAUAAACGUAGAUUUAUGCACUCGUCUAAUUGUAGACCUAUAUAUGUAGCUAUAAAAAAUUCUGAUGGCUUAGUUCAAGAACCAAUCAAGUACACCA